UCUCCAUCUUCCCCCAUUGAUCAUCAUGAAGAUUAUGCAGAUAAUCUUCAUGGUAACCAUCACCAUCACCAUGAUCACCAUGGCCAUCACUCUCACCACCACCGCCACCACUACCGCCACCACCGCCAUCACUGCGACACCAUUUCCCAAGAGGCCUCAUAGCCGUUUCUUGGCCGAGAAAGAGCGAAACCCUAGGGCUGCGGAUCACUGCAAAGACGACGACACUGUUUGUUAUAUCUUGGAAGGCAAGAACUCUACAUGUUGCAAUAACAAGUGUAUGGAUUUGACCCAAGAUAGACACAACUGUGGAGCUUGCAAGAAGAAGUGCAAGUUUACGAGCUCGUGUUGCAAUGGGGAGUGUGUGAAUUUGGCGUACGAUAAGAGGAAUUGCGGGUCGUGUGGCCAAAAAUGCAUGCCGGGUGGUUAUUGUAUAUAUGGUCUCUGCAACUAUGCGUAAAUCAACAUGAUACUGUUCGAUCUCGAUCUUGAUUAAUUCGAUAUUCCGUUAAAUUAUUCGUGCAUAUAUAUGCUAUCAAUAAAGACCAUUUUCGUCAUGGUCGAUCAACACGAAAAAUUGUUGUUAAUUCAUAUUUAUUACUUAUUUACGUGUCAUUUUCAAGAUUUCCCAA
This is a messenger RNA of Cynara cardunculus var. scolymus (artichoke), 629 nucleotides long. Its product is annotated as stigma-specific STIG1-like protein 1. The record is from RefSeq and is a predicted model, not a curated record. Bases 26 to 457 code for a protein of 143 amino acids. Lineage: Eukaryota; Viridiplantae; Streptophyta; Magnoliopsida; Asterales; Asteraceae. The transcript has a single exon.